GGCGGCAGUUAACCCAUGUGCGCAUGCGCGUAGCACGAGUGCAAUUCUUACUUUUUAUUUGAGCUUAUUUUCGCCGCUGUGUUGGGAUGUUCCAUUAACCGAAUAAUAAUUCGCCAAAGCGUUCUUUAUUUUUUUCCACAUUUUUGAGAUGUUUCCCUCCAUGUGAGGAGUCGAGCGGCCGCGGUUGUUAUUUGCCUGCGCCGGAGGAGUCGGAGUAUGUCGACAAAUAAAACAAAGAAAGUCAAAAUGGCUACUAAAUCUUGUCCAGAAUGCGACCAACAGAUUCCCGUGGCGUGCAAGUCAUGCCCGUGCGGUUUCGUGUUUAUCAGCCGGAAGCUCCUCAAUGCCAAGUCAAACGAGUCCUCGCCGCCAAACGGAGCAGACAAUCUGGAAUCCAAGCGCAGGAGGACGGAGCGCAUCCGGAGAGACCGAAUGGAGUCUCCUUUAACCAACGACGUGGAGAACAGGAGACGAGCUCGAGCCAACAGCCAGUCGGACCCCAUCAGGAGGGGGCGGGGCAGACCCAAGACGGUGGGCCUGAAGAAGCAGGACGAGGACAAAGACAAACAGGAGAAGGAAGUGGACGUCUACGCCGGCCUCUCGGACGAGAAGGCCUUCGUCUUCUCCGUGGCGUUGGCAGAGAUCAACCGCAAGAUCCUGGGUCAGACGCUCAUCAUGUAGGGACUUUUCAGGACGCGGCCAGAAAGUCCACCAAAGAGAACUUGUGGAGAGACUGAUGUGGAAUUUAGGACAGUGUGAAGAAGAGGACGCACACCAUGCCUGUUUUGGAAAUAAACUAGCAAUGUUUCAUCUUUA
Nerophis ophidion (straightnose pipefish) is the source of this 816-nucleotide messenger RNA. It is a transcript of the gene hdip1, whose product is annotated as linkage group 02 C16orf87 homolog. Lineage: Eukaryota; Metazoa; Chordata; Actinopteri; Syngnathiformes; Syngnathidae. The transcript has 4 exons. The record is from RefSeq and is a predicted model, not a curated record. The coding region runs from base 217 to 681 and encodes 154 amino acids.